AUGGGAGCUAAGGAUUCAAUCAAGAAGCAUAAAAGAUCGAAAAAAGCCGAGAAGGAGGAAGUUGACUUCGAGAUUGUGAGUUCAAAGCUUGCACAAAGAGACGAAAACUUAGCUAAUGGGAAAGGUACUCUGAGCACCAGUCAUAACAGGAAAAAGAAGAAGACAUCUUUGGUGGAUAAGUCCAGCAAUGUUGAUAUCGCUUAUGAAACACACAGAAUCAGUGGUGGAAUCAGAAAGAAUAAAAAGUGGAAAAAUAGCAAACUGAAAAAUGGCAAGAUAACUGUAGUAAAUACCCCGGUUAGUAACGAAGUUGAAAGCAAGGAUGCUGAAAGCCAACAUAAAGUAGAUAAAUUGCAGAAAGCAAAGAAGAAAAAAAGAAAAAAUGACCGAAGUAUCAAGAAGGUUGGCGAAUAUACGGAGAAGGAUGAUGCUUCUGAACAAACAAAUGGUGAGUCCAAAAACCCUGGAAAAACAAAAAAGAAGAAUCAGAGAGUGAGAGGUGAAUCAGCCUCGGAUAAUUUGUUGGAAACUAGAGGACAAGAUGAUCAUGAUGAAGUUUAUCAAAUGUCCUCGGGUGACGAAGAUUGCUCAAAAGGAAUGAAAAAGUGGAUCACUCAAUACCAUCAGAGUAGACCUGGGAUCAAGGUGCUGCAGGAAAGGAUUGAUAACUUCAUAAUGGACCAUGAAGCUGAGGAGGAAAAGGCAAGAGUGGAGAGAGAAGCUCAGGCAGCAGAAGGUGGCUGGACGGUUGUUGUGCAUCACAAAGGCCGGAAAAAGACGACCGAUGCUGAAAGUGGAGUUGCUGUGGGUUCUGUUGCCCAAGCUGCCGUUGUGGACAAGGCAGCGAAGAAGAAAACCAAAGAAGUAGGUAUAGAUUUCUAUCGAUUUCAGAAAAGGGAAGCUCACAGAAAUGAGAUCAUGAUGCUGCAAAGCAAAUUCGAACAGGAUAAAAAACGGAUACAACAAAUGAGAGCUGCUAGGAAAUUUCGUCCCUAUUAA
Molecule: messenger RNA, 999 nt
Organism: Striga hermonthica
Lineage: Eukaryota; Viridiplantae; Streptophyta; Magnoliopsida; Lamiales; Orobanchaceae
Source: the annotation of a GenBank genome assembly